AUGGAAGAGGUACUCUUUGGGAAGAUAAUACUCUAUAGAGUCUUUAAAGCAAAUGGGAAGAUAAUACUCUAUAAAAGGGUAAAUAAAAUUGAAUAUAAUUUAAUAGAGUAUAUAAAUUUUGGAAAUAAAAGAUGUCAUUAAAGUUAUUGAAAAAGAUAUGCUAGAACUUUAAGAUGUAUUGGGUUUAAAGAUCGAUAUUAUUUUCGAAGUAAUUUAUUAUAAUUAUGAAGUUAUUAAUGUAAUUUAAUUGGAAUCUAGAAGAAGUCAUUUAAAAAUAUUUCUCUAAUUAAGAAGCUUUAUUGAUAAAAUUAAAAUCUGAAGGAAUUUAUAAAGAUCAUGAUAAGAUCAAUGAAAAUGGUCAUAAAGGAACAUGCUCAGUUUGUUUUUGUGAUGGAAAUUUAAUUAGGAUGGACUCAUAAAUUUGGUAUUACAAUAAAGCAAAAAAUUUCUGUGGAUAAUUUUUAAUAGUGAAAUGUUUAUAGAAUGGAUGCAAUUAUAGAAUUCCUUUCUAAAUGCUUAAAAGAUAUUCUAAUCCUGAAUUUGACAAUUUAUUAAGUAGAAGAUAUGUCGAUAGUUCUAAGUCUUUAGUUUAUUGUACAGGAGUUAAUUGUAAUAAGAUUUUAAAACUCACAUUAAAAUCAAUAAAAGAAGUGACUUGUGAAUCAUGUCAGAAUAUAUUCUGUUUUUAUUGUAAAGAGGAUCCAUUUUGUAAAAAACCAGUAGAGAGAUCAGAAGGAUGUAAUUAUAUGAUGUGUAAACCUCCAGGAGGUUGUUGUAAGGCUUUUUGUUAUGUUUGUUCAUAACCUUGGAAACCUGAUCAUAAAGAUCAUUUUAAAUGUAAAAAAUAUAUCUCGCAAAUAUUUGAGCAUUAUGAAUUCACUUAAUUCUUAAUCUAGAGUUGUAUUAAAAUGGUAAUUUCUUAUUAAUAUUUAAGGUCAAAUCGUAUUAGUUACUAUAUAUCUAAAGCAAACAAAUAGCCAGCUAAAAUAUUUGAUUUUUAUCAAGGACAAUUUGAACAUGCUUGUUUUGAACUUUAAGCAAUCACUUUGAUAAAAUUAUUUGAUGAAAUAGAUAAAUAAAAUGAAAAAUUAUAAUAAGACG
This is a messenger RNA of Paramecium sonneborni, 1101 nucleotides long. The record is from the annotation of a GenBank genome assembly. Lineage: Eukaryota; Ciliophora; Oligohymenophorea; Peniculida; Parameciidae.